CAGAGAGAAAGCCACAGAGCAGGAGGGUGUGCGGAGCAGAGCCAGAGCUUAGAGGGACCCGGUGAGGGCGGGUGCAGGCAGAGGCAAAGACAGUGACCGCAGGCACCUGCGACCCAGGAUCCCAGGGUACCACAGGAGUUCAGCGGAGGUGGUGCGGGGCUGGGAGUGACCGCUCUCCCAGGUGCUGGCCGCCGGUGGUGAGGUGACCCAGAGUCCAAGUGGUUCUGCACUCAGGUGCUCGCCUGGGAGGUGGCGCGGGGCUCCGGGUGCCUGCGUCCCUAGGUGCUAGCCCAGAGGGUGGCGCGGGGUUCUGGGUUGCUGGACGCCCUCCGGGUAGCCAUGGCGACGGGGGCCAGGGGUCGCUGGGCGUCCGUGUCGCCGAGGGGCUGAGCCGGCAGCAGGCUGCGCCAUGGCGGCGCGGGGUUGCGGGCCCUGAGCGCCAGCUGCAGGCGCGCACCAUGAACUCGUGGGACGCGGGCCUGGCGGGGCUGCUGGUGGGCACCAUUGGCGUGUCGCUGCUGUCCAACGGGCUGGUGCUGCUCUGCCUCCUGCACAGCGCUGACAUUCGCCGCCAGGCGCCGGCGCUCUUCACCCUCAACCUCACGUGUGGCAACCUGCUGUGCACCGUGGUCAACAUGCCACUCACGCUGGCCGGCGUCGUGGCGCAGCGGCAGCCGGCCGGGGACCGCCUGUGCCGCCUGGCCGCCUUCCUCGACACCUUCCUGGCCGCCAACUCAAUGCUCAGCAUGGCCGCGCUCAGCAUCGACCGCUGGGUGGCUGUGGUCUUCCCGUUGAGCUACCGUGCCAAGAUGCGCCUCCGUGAUGCUGCGUUCAUGGUGGCCUACACGUGGCUGCACGCGCUCACCUUCCCGGCCACCGCUCUCGCCCUGUCCUGGCUCGGCUUCCACCAGCUAUAUGCCUCGUGUACGCUGUGCAGCCGGCGGCCCGAGGAGCGCCUGCGCUUUGCUGUCUUCACCAGCGCCUUCCAUGCGCUCAGCUUCCUGCUCUCCUUCAUCGUACUCUGCUUCACGUACCUCAAGGUGCUCAAGGUGGCCCGCUUCCACUGCAAGCGCAUCGACGUGAUCACCAUGCAGACGCUCGUGCUGUUGGUGGACAUCCACCCCAGUGUGAGGGAGCGGUGUCUGGAGGAACAGAAGCGGAGGCGACAGCGUGCCACCAAAAAGAUUAGCACCUUCAUAGGGACCUUCCUCGUCUGCUUUGCCCCCUAUGUGAUUACCAGGCUGGUGGAACUCUUCUCCACAGCACCCAUCGGCUCCCACUGGGGUGUGCUAUCUAAGUGCUUGGCCUACAGCAAGGCUGCAUCAGACCCCUUCGUAUACUCCUUGCUUCGACACCAAUACCGUAGGAGCUGCAAGGAUCUUCUGAACAGGAUCUUCAAUAGACGCUCCAUCCGUUCCCGUUCCGUGGGUCUCACAGGUGACUCUCACAGCCAGAAUAUUCUGCCAGUGUCAGAAUGAAGGACCACUCUCCUGCUGGGGAGUUCAGGAUGAGGUGGACAGAGCAAAGGGAGGUGGGUUGGGACUCCUGGAUGGACAUUAACUGCCACCAUUGCCUGGUGAUUGCAGUGUUGUUGAUGUCUGAACAAGUUCUGGGGCCUGCUUCUUGGCUCUUCCGGGGUAGAUAUCAGACUGUCCCAUCACCAAAGGAUGGCCAUGGGCCAUGUCUUGACUUUUCUUUUGGGGAGUGUGUUUUGAGCAUUUAGACUCACCAAAGGCCUCCCAAAGGAUAGCAGGCUAGUCACUGUUGGGGACACAGAGUGCUGGUGGCAGGUGUAGGGCGUGACGCUCACCUGUUUGCUAACCACUGGUCAUGGGGUUCCAUGCUCCAAGGGACAUUUCAGUGAUGCUGAAAGUGAGGCUGGCUGUGGCCAUCUGGCCCCAGAUCUAAUAUGGCAUCUCUUUUCCACUUGGUAGUGGUGGCUGCUGUAACCCAAAUAUUAUCUAGCUGGUGCCAACUACAUUGUGCUCAGCUGACACCCUUGGGCUCUGCACUCAAUGGAAAAGUGUUUAACAACCAGUUUGCUGCCAACCAGUUGUCUUAGGAAUGAUACAUUGGAUUCAACUGUUGUCCCUCUUCCAUCAAACAAACUGAUAUUUGCGUGUAUUGACAAUCGUAGCAUGAAAGUGGUCUCAAUAGACAGGUAAUAGAUAAUGUUAGAGUCUCUGAAAUCUGAGAAGGAAGUCACCUUCUUCUGAUUUGCAUGCCAUAGCUAUGUGAGCCCAGUAAAGCAGGAAGAAGGUAUCUGGUCUGUCCUACCUCCCCAUCAGGGAUCUGAGUUGGUAGGAAAUACUCCCUCUUGUCUUAGACAUCUUGCCCAUCACAUCCUGUGAGGUGGAUGCACAGAAGCUGACAUAACAGAGAUGCAGUCUUAGUUUUCAGAUACUGGGUAUCAUUAUCCUCAUGGUUCAUUACCCUCAUUCUGUAACUCUGUCCCGAGAAAGCAGGGGUUGUCCAAGGUCACCACAAGAGUGCUUUGUGCCACUGAUGAGAGAGUGCAAUUAGUAUAGGAUGCUGUUUCUAUAAUGUACAUGCCAACCCACUGGGAGCCAUUGUCAGGUCUCAUUAAAAACUAAGGACUGGAGAAAUAGGUUAGCCAGUUAAGUGCUUUCUGCACAGGCAUGAGGACCUGAGUCUGACCACCAAGAAUCCACACUAAAAGCAAACUGGACAUGGUGAUGUGCACCUGUAAUCCUAGCACCAGAGAAACAAGAGAGGUAGCUCCCCAGGGCUCACUGGUCAGCCAAGAUUUAGCUGAACUGGUGAGCUACAGGCCAGUGACAGAUCUCAAAAAAAAAAAAAAAAAAAAGAAAAGAAAAGAACAAAGUAGAUGGUGGCUGAGAAGCAACACCUGAGAUUGACCUCUAGCCCCACAUGCCUGCACACACACACACACACACACACACACACACACACACACACACACACACACACACACAGUCCAUGCCUUCUUCCCAUCUCAUCCUUUCAGGCUGACUUGAGAAUGCUCAGAGCAGUUGUUUCUCAGCCCUGUAGGAGACCCCUCUGGGUGAAAAGGGUGGGGAGCCAUCAGGUCAGAAGGAUCUUUCUUUCCUUAUCACUCCACACAUCCUAGUCUCAGAAGUACAGAGGGAACUAUCCACCAGGGACCAGCCUAAAGAAUGUUGGUCUUCCCUGCCAGGCAGCCCCAGUAGUUAAAAGCAGAGAAAUGUCUGCUUGUCUAUUUGAAAAGAUGGCUCAUCAUUAACUCUUGGCAAUUCAUUUAGAAAACAGCUCCAUUAGGCUUAGUUGUCGGGCUUCAUAGUUUCCAUGGAGAUAGUUGUAACAUCUAAGGAGGUUUUAAUAUCUUCCCAUUGCUGGGAGAGGUAUGCUCACACCUGCCUCGGUAGAAAAAAAGAACCUGGGGUCCAGAGGGGACUCCUCAGGACACUUGUUUGGACUUUGUACCCAUCUCUCCCCAACCAAUCUUCCAGGGGAGUUGGUGAGGUACACCCCCUCCUUCCUGUGACAAGGGAUGUCACACAGGUAGCUUGAAAUUAGCCAUGAUGGAAGUUUUUAUACACUCAGAAUAACUAAGUGUUGUAAAUCGGGCCUUUCCCCCAGAGCUGGUUAUCUCCCAUCUACCAGCACAACACUGCCACAUGUUUGUUCUGGAACAAAACCAUCCUGGUUCUUUGGUCCCAUCUAGCCCAAAUCACAACAGUCACUUCUAUAGCUUUCCUAGCAAAGAGCAGCUGUGUCUACCCUGUUGUCCCAACACUCAAAGUGCUAGGCAAGUUCAAAUCAAGCAGGGAGCCAAGACAGCACACACAAAAUAAUCUCCUCCCGUUUUUACCCAAAUCCUGCUGAAAUUGUACAAGACAGGGAUGGUGACCCAGAGGGUGAGGUCAGUAGACAAGCGAAGGCGAGUAGGGGCAUCCAUGUCUCCCAUAUUGGUUCAGAGGGAGAGUAACCCUACAAAUCCUUUCUCUGCUUACUCUGUGUAGGCAACAUAUUGCACCCCGAGUUGCAGCGAGAUCUCUUUGUCCCUUCCCUCGCUAAGAAGCAGGAACUGCCACCCACGACACCACUUAUCUGGAAGGCUGUAUGCUGUAAUUUUCACUAUGCCUCUGAAACUGCUUACCAUCUAAUAAAACCCGUUACAUUGGCAUCGUGCCACUGACAAGAACCCCAGAUAAGCCCAUUGAUGGAGAGUUUUCAUUAUCACUUAGACACAGGCUUGAAAACCCCAAGGGAAGUGAGAAGGAAGCAGCUCCAUUGGCAAUGGGCACCAGCCAAUGCUGCGGCGAUUGCCUUACCAUAAACAUCUAGCGUCAGUCUGCACAUCUCUGAAACACACCCUCCCCACAUGCUCACUGCUCCCGUUUGAACUAUCUACCUCAUUCUAUCAGUUGAAUUCAUCCAAUAACAUGUGGUUUUCUCAGGCAUGAGGUAUAUAAAAUAAGACUCUGUCCCCCAAGGUGAAAGGUCUCCAUGACUUGCUUGACUUCCACUAGUUUCCAGAGUCACAUUCACUGCACUUGCACGUGAGGGUCACUGGGCAGGUGAAACCAUUUUGUGAAGUUUGGUAGUGAUGCCUAUAGAGAGGCCCCUCUACCAGAUCACGAAUCCACUCAGUAGGCUCAGUUCUGGUCGCACACACUGCUUCCCUUUUAUAAUCUCUCCGCCCCAAUCUUCAUUUCUCUUGCACCCCUCCUAGAAGGUCAGGGUCUCAGAAACCUGGGGCCCUUGGGCAUACAGAUGCUUGCUGAAUGGUACACCUUUGGUGUCUGAGUGUCUGGCUAGCUCAUCCCCCAUAGACAUUUGUCUACAUUCAACUAGGAGACAAGCAUGGCUUGGUGACCUCCUUGGCUUUUUUUCUAUUAUAUUUUCUUCCAGGGCUCAGCUCAGGCCCCCAUCACUCUGAGCAAUAUAAACCUUUUGCCUUGUGUUUGUGAGAUUUUUUUUUUCACGUGUCUCUCUCCUUGAAAGAAGGUAGACAGAAUAAGGCCAAGCCUGUGUCCUGGCUGUCACUUCUUCCCAGGCUUAGAUGCAGGUAGUCAUCUCUGCUUGGCUGUGCUGUGGUUGUUAGAAGAACCGGAAGGCUGUGUGUUGUCAGAAUUUGACCUUAACACAGGCUUAAGUAAGUUGCCUGAUUUUCCUAAGAAUAUUCUAUAAGGUGCCAGAAAGCGCAUGGAUCAGCUCAUAUCAUCCAGCCCAUGAAUACAAUAGGGAAAGAUCUGGAGACUGUGAAGUUCCCAUUGCCUUCCUGAGAAUCUGAGGGUCUGAAUGGAGACAGUGGCUAUUAAACAUCCCCAUGCCCAAGUGCCACCAAAGCAGGUGCUUCAAUAUGAACUCCUGAGUUCCCCCUUCAGAGGUGAAUGCAGGUAAGCUGGCAUGACUUGGGAGUCUAUGAUCCAUAUAUUGGGGUCCAGGCAGCUGACUCAGGUGAUCUUUCAACUCUGUCCCAGCAGUGAUAGCCCCUCUGCAGGGACACUACAUGAUUAGUGUUUUAGGUGUCAAGGACUCCUUGUCAACCUGCACUUUCAAGAAACUUUGGUCCAUUAUCUUCAUGAGCAUCAGUAUCCUGCAGCAUUCCCCCAAGACCCAAGUGAGGCUUCUCAUUGCCUGACUCGUGAGGACUCACAUGGAGAUGAUGUGUAGAACCUUUGGUGGGGAGAGAGGGAAGAGCUCAGCAUCUCUAGUUUGUUCUACAGGUGCAGCAGAGGAAUUUGUGAGGGUGGGGAGCCUGCCUUGUUAAGUUCCUUACCUUCUCUGCCAGCUCCCACUUCCACCCAAACUUUUCCUUCUGUCUUCAGAAGCUCCUGUGGGGUUAAAGACCUCCUAAGAUCCUUCCCCAAGCACAGAGUGAAGCGAAGGAGCUGGACACUUUGGGCAGUCAGUUUCUCAGAAAGGAGGGACCAUGGGUCCUGAGGAAUGGAGCUGUCAAACUUCAGUGAUCCUGCAUAUAGAGAGGACACAGCUGGAGCUUAAGGUGGUGUCUAUCAGCCUGACCCAGACAUCAGAAGUCAGGGACUGCUCAGUGCCAGAGGUCCAAAGAAUGGGCUCCUGCAAUGACAUGCUGAGUGGCUGGUGGUAAAACUGGAUCUGACCACGAGCUGCGGGAGUUCUCACCUGUCACCCUGUAGUUCCAUAAGCCGGAGCCUCUUGUGCCAGGGCCCCAGAGGAGAUGAGUGUCUAUGUGGGCCUAGGUAAGGGGUAUUGCUCAGCACUGUUUACAGGGGGACCUUGCAGAGGCAGUGGGCAUUGGGCCAGAACUGCUGCUGCAGCAUGGGGUGAGAUGGAGGAGAUGUGGACCAGCCUGGUAAAGGUCCAGGAGAGUGGGGCUUAGUGUACAUUCAGAAACACUGUCCAGGGGCUGCUGAGAAGUGGGCAGUGCCUCCUGAGACACAGUGAAUGCCAUCUGUGGCUAAGAAGGUGGCUGUUCUUGAAGUUGGAGCAAAAUUAGAAAAAAAAAAAAAA
Onychomys torridus (southern grasshopper mouse) is the source of this 6459-nucleotide messenger RNA. RefSeq names its product G protein-coupled receptor 26 (gene Gpr26). Gene Ontology annotation, biological process: adenylate cyclase-activating G protein-coupled receptor signaling pathway. NCBI's taxonomy places the organism in Eukaryota, Metazoa, Chordata, Mammalia, Rodentia, Cricetidae. The transcript is spliced from 3 exons. Gene Ontology annotation, molecular function: G protein-coupled receptor activity. Gene Ontology annotation, cellular component: membrane. The record is from RefSeq and is a predicted model, not a curated record. The coding region runs from base 459 to 1478 and encodes 339 amino acids.